GGCAGCACUGUUCCUUCAAAACUUCGUUGUUGUCGAGGCACGUCUUUAGUUAGGGUAACGAAAAUGUCGAGAGACUUUUAUAUCAGAUAUUACGUUGGACAUAAAGGAAAAUUUGGUCACGAAUUUUUGGAAUUUGAAUUUAGACCCGACGGUAAACUGAGAUAUGCCAACAACUCAAACUAUAAAAAUGACACCAUGAUUAGAAAAGAGGCUUAUGUUCAUAAAUGUGUCAUGGAAGAAUUAAAGCGCAUUAUUGAUGACUCAGAAAUAAUGCAAGAAGACGAUGCAGUGUGGCCACAGCCAGAUAGAGUUGGUCGUCAGGAGUUGGAAAUUGUAAUGGGUGAUGAACACGUUUCAUUUACAACAUCGAAAAUUGGUUCGUUAGUAGAUGUUAAUCAGAGCAAAGACCCUGAAGGGCUUAGAUGCUUCUAUUACUUAGUUCAAGAUCUGAAGUGCUUGGUGUUUUCUUUAAUUAGUUUGCAUUUCAAGAUUAAACCAAUUUAAGAUACGUCAAGAUGACUUUUAUGCAUCCAAAUUGCCAUUUUUAAUUUCUUUUAUUAUUCUAAUAGUAAUUAAAAACAUUCAAAAUUAACACAAGAUCUGUUCAGUUUUUGACUUUGGUUAUAUUACACAUGAUUAAAUUUGGUAUUUUUUUUAUGACAAACUGAUUUCAGUAAAUUUGUGAAUUAGAUUAUUUUACUACUUUUUGUCUUAAAUUUUCCUCACAUACCAUCUAUUACAAGUUACUUGUAAUCUACAAUAUUUAUUAAGUGCUGUGAAAAAUAUUUAAUGCAAUGUAAUUUCGUUAAUCUAUAUUAAUUUUGAGUAUAUAAUGUGUACAAUGAAUGAUUUUUACAUUAAAAUUACGUUCUCUGUGAUUCUUCACCUAA
Centruroides sculpturatus (bark scorpion) is the source of this 890-nucleotide messenger RNA. It is a transcript of the gene mago, whose product is annotated as protein mago nashi homolog. Lineage: Eukaryota; Metazoa; Arthropoda; Arachnida; Scorpiones; Buthidae. The coding region runs from base 64 to 504 and encodes 146 amino acids. The record is from RefSeq and is a predicted model, not a curated record. Gene Ontology annotation, biological process: RNA splicing. The transcript has 5 exons. Gene Ontology annotation, cellular component: nucleus; catalytic step 2 spliceosome; exon-exon junction complex.